Messenger RNA from Ziziphus jujuba (common jujube), 773 nucleotides. Its product is annotated as non-specific lipid-transfer protein 1-like. Gene Ontology annotation, cellular component: membrane. Gene Ontology annotation, biological process: lipid transport. The transcript is spliced from 2 exons. NCBI's taxonomy places the organism in Eukaryota, Viridiplantae, Streptophyta, Magnoliopsida, Rosales, Rhamnaceae. The record is from RefSeq and is a predicted model, not a curated record. Bases 152 to 508 code for a protein of 118 amino acids. Gene Ontology annotation, molecular function: lipid binding.
CCAGAACCCUCCUCUUCAAAACCCACCACUAUCCCACAUUCCUUCGUCUCAUAAACUAAAACCAAAAAACCAAAAAAAAGUAAAAAAGAAAAAAGAAAAACACUUUGCUAAUCUCUCAUUCUCUCUAUCUCUCUCUCUUUUUCCAAACCAAAUGGCGAACAACCUGAAGCUUAUUGGAGCUCUAGUCUUAUGCAUGGUACUUGCCGGUUCAUUGACAAGUACCGAAGCCGGCAUGGCGUGCAAUCAGAUCAAAGUGCAGCUGGCACAAUGCAUGAACUACCUGAUAAAAGGUGGCAAUCCGCCUCCACAAUGCUGUGCCGGUGUUAAGAACGUGGUUAGCGCAUCCAGAACGACACCGGAUCGCCAGAGCGCUUGCAAUUGCCUUAAAGCUACUGCCGCCACUCUUAGAGGAAUCAACGUAGGCAACGCUGCUAGUCUCCCUGGAAAAUGCGGCGUCAACAUUCCUUACAAGAUUAGCCCCAACACCAACUGCGCCACCGUGAAGUGAGGAUGAUGAAGAGGGAAUUGCAGGAUGAAGAGGGUGACGUAGGACUGUUUUCAUGCAGUGUUUUUAAUUAAUAAAAUAAAAGAAAAAAAGGGUGUUUUGUGGGUCAAGAUGGUGAGCUCCACUUUGGCGAGUUUCCAUGUGUGGUUUUUGUUACUUUUUGUAUGUCGUUUCUUGUUUGGUUUUUAUAUCACCGAUUUCAAAUCGGUGGGAGGGUCGUUUUUACGUCAUAAAACUUUUCAGAUAAAUCUAUAUGAUCCAGUUUAUA